Conger conger (European conger) is the source of this 7669-nucleotide messenger RNA. Its product is annotated as collagen alpha-1(XIX) chain-like. The transcript has 11 exons. The record is from RefSeq and is a predicted model, not a curated record. The coding region runs from base 65 to 856 and encodes 263 amino acids. Lineage: Eukaryota; Metazoa; Chordata; Actinopteri; Anguilliformes; Congridae.
UCUCAAUUCUCUGACCGGGGUUAAUGCCACGUCUGCUCUCCUCUGCCAGGGUGAAUCGGGCGCAAUGGGCCUGCCAGGACUGGAAGGGCUGCCCGGUGCCAAGGGUGACCCUGGAAUUGCAGGCGCUCCUGGGACUCCUGGUUCUACAGGGAAGAACGGCGCUACCGGCCAGCCGGGGUCCCCAGGAGAGACGGGCGAGAGGGGUCCCAUGGGGGAGACGGGAUUUCCGGGGCCUGAAGGCCCCCGUGGGCUCCCGGGAAGACCAGGAAAGGAUGGUAUCCCAGGUUACGAGGGAGCUACAGGUCGCCCUGGUGAUAGAGGUCCAAAAGGAGAACGGGGGGAUCCAGGAAUCCCAGGAGAAAGAGGAGUCCAGGGGGAGAGGGGGAAAGAGGGAGAGAAAGGGGCCAUAGGGCCCUCAGGAGGCAGAGGAGACCCGGGCCCCCCUGGGCCCCUAGGAGCCUCUGGGCUGCUGAGCGACGCAGACUCCCUGGAGGAAAUCAAGAGGUUUAUCCGCAGCGAAGUACUGAGGGUGUUCGAAGAAAAGUUCUCAGGCCAGGGCCUUCUGCAAAAGAGCCAUGCUGCCAUCCAGGCCUCUAGCCUCCGCCCGGGCCCCCCGGGGCCCCCAGGACAAGACGGUUCCCCCGGGCCCCCAGGAGAACCGGGGCCACCUGGCUCUCAAGGGUACCGGGGACAGAAGGGGGAGCGAGGACAGCUUGGCUUGGGAAUCACCGGAGCUCCUGGGCCAACUGGCCCUCCAGGUGUUCCUGGUGUUGGCUUUCAGGGCCCAUCUGGCCCUCAGGGGCCCAAAGGCAGGUGUGACCCCAGUGACUGUUACCAUGCUCGGCGGAACGGUUAGGCCCCUGGUACCUGAGUCUUAUUGGCCUACACAGGCAGCCACACACCAAUCACAUCUAAGAAGGGCUGAGUGCUCCGCCCCCCUCCCAGUGGCCCCGCCUCCUCAUUGACAUCACACGCCCACCUGGUGAACACCGCACCUCCAGGAGAGAGAGAGAGAGAGAGAGAGCGAGAGAGAGAGAGAGAGAGAGAGAGAGAGAGAGAGAGAGAGAGAGAGAGAGAGAGAGAGCCUCUGCCAAACGGCUGAAAUUCACAGGCAAUUUUAAUCAUAAUUUAAGCUGCAUCUGAACAAGGCUCCAUAUGUGUCUUUUGUAGAUUGAUUUUACUGUUUGUCACAUUUGUCAAGGGUAUGAUUUAUAUUUAAUUGCUUUUAAAAUAUUAUGAAACCCCCUCAAUCAUGUAGUGCAUUCCAUAUAUGAAUUUGUAUUUCAUCUCUGGAUGAUUUACAUGUUUUAAUGUUCAGUUAUUUUCUAAAAUAUUGCAAUACCUUUCAAUAUUGAUGCAGCAGUUUUGGCAUUUUCUUUCUAUGUGCAAAAGAUCUGCAAGUUACAUGGGGGUUAAAAAUAGCACCUAUAAAAAUGCAUUACUGAAACAAGAAUUUAGAACAGCCAUUUAUGUUCAGUGGCUUCGGCAAUCAAACUAUGCUUUUUAUUAUUUUGGAGAGAGGAAAGUGAACCUUAAUUAUAUUGCAGAAUUUAAUAACCACCAAAUUAGCAUGAGAAGUCGAUGUGGUAGAUAUUAUAGUGUUGGUAAUUAUGGGUGUUCUUACGACUUUUACAUUUAUGAGGACUUAAGAGUGCUAAACGGGCUCUCAUACUGUCUUUAACUGCUGGUCAGAUAUGUUGCAUGAUGGGAAAAUAAGUGUGUAUAAGGGAUUUUCUUAGCGUCAGCCGCACUGAAAUUGACUUUUCUCUGCCUGAGACAAAAUGGCGGUGGCAUUCUGAGCCUGGUUUCUGACUGGUGUGGGUCCUCACAUUUCAGCCCAGCACCAGUUGGGGGCGCUAUUCUGUAGACUAAUGUUUCUCACUGUAUCACUUGCGUUUAAUGGAGAUUAAGAAGCUAGCGUGGCUCGUGUGUGACAGUUUUCAGCCAGCGCUCAGUGUGUAAAGAGAAAGAUCCUAGGGCAGCCUAACAUCGACAGAAACCAGGCUGUCACUUUGCCCCUGCUCUCUUUGGGUAUAAGGGAGAUCAAUCAUUAUUGUUUACAUUGGAAAGUAUGGCUGAAUAUCCUUGUAAAGAGUGUAUAUACUGCUGUCUUUUGGUGCUAUGUGUAUAUUUUGAUGUUUGAAAUUGGAAGGAAUAAUUGUUCUGCAGACUAUCAUCACAGCAAAGUGGAACAUUAUUUUCUUAUUCUUUUUUAUUAUUCCUUUUCUGCAAGUGUACUUGAAUUUUGUUUUUAGUAAGGCAAUAGUUUUGGAGAAUCACAUUUUCAUUUUUUUGCUUCGAAGUUUCUGUUCUCCGAGUUGUCUCACACAACAUAUAACUCUCAUUUCUCGACCAUGCAUCACUGUGUAUUGUUUGUCUAUUAUUGUUUUCUCGUCUUAAGACCGGAUUUCUCCUUGAAACCGUCCUUUUCUAUUUUUUCCUGACCGGCAUUGAACUGAAUAUAAUGAUGGAGAAGAUCAAAAACCUCUGCUGUUACUGUCAAUAACAAGGAAGAAACUUGGAGUCGUGCAUGCGCCUGUGGUAGCUGUCUGGUUUAAUUGAAAGGCUCUAAUUGGAAGUGUCGUUUCUUUGCUGUAAUUUAGACGGAAAUCCAACCGACAUCCCCAUUAAUGGUGAGGGGAAACUUUGGCUCGGAUUCAAAGUGCGUUGUGUUCCAAACUCUGAGCCGUCAAGUCUUUAUACUUGUGAGGCGGAUUUCUCCUCAGUUCGCAGCGAGGUCUGAAAAGUGACUCGGGAGUUUCUGACUGACAUUCGGUGAAUUUCAGACUUUUCUUUCUCAUGUCGGUGCGCUUUAAAGCCGGUGGGAUUUUAUUUUGGAGUUGCACUUUCGCGGUCUCCCGUCCUGUCCUUGUGACUUGUGAGGCAGCUCUACUGAGUUAUGAAAACACGAAGACAGAAGGAGGGUGACGCAGACGCGUUACCAUGGACACCAACUGGCAGUGCGCGUCGAGAUUCAGCUGAUGGGUUGAAGUGCGCCCCACUCAAUCUGAUUUUUGUGUCGGAGGUUAUUCGAUGUCUGUGAGAUGUGACUGCGCUUGCUCACCUUUCACAAACUGCUUUGGUUAGGAAAGUUGUUUUUUAUUAUGAUUAUUCAGCUAUUUUUUAAGUUCAAAUGAAAAGCAGCAGGCUGCGGUUGUGUGAUGAAUUUACUGGGCAUUCAGUCUGAUGCAUCAAACCUAAACGUCAAACUUUUAUAGUCACAGCCUACAGCAGCUUUUAAUGUAGAUGUCCUGUGUAUAGUGGAUAAUUGUAUAUCUCCUUUAAGAAAUUAUUCUUAAAAGGACAUGCGUAAUACAGGUAAAUGCAUGUGGCCCACUGCCACAAUCUAGCCAUUACACCAGUCGACAGUUCUGUAAGUUUACUAUGUAUAAAUAUUGUACAGUUGUAUUUCUGUUGUUAACAUUGUACAUAUUCUAUAGUUGUGAAAUGGUUUUAUUCGAAACUAGGAACAUUUAUUAAGUGUGCAUUUAUGUUAACAAUUUAGCAUUUAUGUAAUGUAAACAGAAAAGGUGUGUAUGUGUGUAUACAUGCAGUAGGCUAUAUAUGAGAGUUGAUGCAUAAAAAGUAUGGUACCUCCCAUUUACUUUGGGUAAGAUUAUAUAUGUUAUAAAGUAGUCACGAUGUACAUAAAGUAUGGUACAUGUCUAGGACAUCAUAGUUCCGUACUGCUGUGUUGCCGCAUAGCCAAUUACAUUUUCUUUUUGGUAUGGCUUAUUUAUGCAGAUUCAAGCAAAUCCUGACAGACUUCCAGUCCUUUAUCUGGCUGUACCAAACCAGGGGGUCGAUUUAUGACGUGAACAGAGAGUAUGCAAGGUGUGUGUGUGUGUGUGUGUGUGUUUGCGUGCGAGCCUGUGUGUGUGUGUGUGUGUGUGUGUGUGUGUGUGUGUGUGUGUGUGUGUGUGUGUGUGUGUGUGUGUCCGCACAAAUCUGUCUGCGUGUGCGUGAAUGUUUCAUUUCAAACUGCAUUUAUUGAGUUUGUGUGCCCUCUAGUGGCCAUUCAGAAGCAUAGCUUUCCUAUGCAAAAAAUACAGGGGCUGUGCUCCAGGCAGCUUUAUGCGGUUCAUGACUUCGAGCAGGGAGAGUUCUUGACUCCUUAUUGUAAUUGUCAUAUGCUGAUAUCUAGUCCCAGAGUUGUCCUAUUGCAAAGCCGUCUAUAUCCUGGGUUUAUAUCCUCGUCAGUAUGUUAUCCUAACUUACAAUGUAGCCAUUUCUCAGAUGCUUCUAGCCAAAGAGACUCGUGAUAAAAUGUAAAACCCUAGAGAUGAGUGCCAAAUGACCCUAAACAGGAAUACAUAAGCUUCCAAUGGGUACGUCCAAGAACAGGUGGGGCAGGUUCUCAAAACGUUAUGAUGUUACCGUUUCAGUGUUGAACGAUAUGUUUUCUCCCAACGGUGUAGAACAGCUCCGUUAAGCCCCGACAAAACAUAGCAAAACGUUUAUUUAAACAGAAACGGUGGCGCGCUGAACAUCCUGUUGCAAACCUUGGCGGACUAAAUUACAUAUACGGUUUGGUCCUAUGACGCCUGAGAAGGCGUGAUCUGGUCUUUAAAGCAUAGACCAAGGUCAUUAUUGAUUCGUGUCACACCCCAGACACACCCACAAAUGGGAGCAAACAUACCUCAGAGGCUGUUGCAAAACGUCGUUCACCGUUGGGAGAAAACAUAUCGUACACACAGAAACCGUAGCAAAAGUUGCAAAAUGUUUAACUAUGCUUUUUUUUCUUUUUUUUAACAUGCCCCUAUGCUUUAGAGGCCAGAGAAAGCCGUCUCGGGAGCCAUAGGAGCAUAGGCAUGUCAGCCAGUCCACCCACGGUUGUCCAACGCGCCUCCGUUUCUGUUUUAAUAAACGUUUCUGCUGCGUUUUAUCGGGGCUGAACGUGGUCCUGGUUUCUGUAAGUUACAGGACUGCCAUAUUGUUCCAAGAUGAGACGAUGUUAUGUGUCACGCGUAGGUGGAGGUGACUAUCAGCCUCUGUAUUAAUUGUGGGUACAGUGGAUUUAGCUCCGCUGGUACACGUGACAGGUCCAAUACGGUUGAACUAGCAGUAGCGCGUGUUCCACUGCGGUGCUUCAAAUCCUGCUUCGUCAAAUGUCAAACAUGCUUCGUGACAGUUUAACCAAAUACCAGGUCAAUGCUACAGUGUCUGGAGCAAUAUUGGAGAUAUUUAUUUCUUUACUUUACCGUAUUUUUAAAUAAUAUACAGUAAUAACUUUUAAGUUCUGCAGAGAUGCAUUUGAUGGAUUUGAUGCAAUGCAGUCAGUGUCAGCCAACUGAAAUGGUUGGCCAAAUGUUUCUCCGGGCCAAGUCAUUUGCUUUCUGACCUUUGGAAUUCAUGGUGUUUUAAAAUUCUGUUUAUCCUGUUUGCGGAGGGGAAAACUAGAUUGCAUCUCACUGAGGAGAGCCCAGGCCACUGCAAAGCGCUGAUUUAAUUUGCGCUGCCUGCACAAUACGAGCGUAUCUCAAGUCAAGGAUGCACCCAGAUUAUUGUUUUCUAUUUAUUAUUUUUAUUUUCAUGGAUUAUCUUUAGGUUCGGCGCGUUUGUUUGAUUGUCGUGCUGUAAAUGCCGUUUAUAUACGGCCUUCCUAUUCGCUCGUAAAUGCUAAGGUGUGAUUUAUUUGCGCCGCUCGCGGUCCGAAGCCGACUGCACUUGGCUUUAUUAGAGGCGAGACUUCAAACCGAAUCAUUCUGUUCAUAACGCCAGUUUCUGUCAAAACUGCAAAUUAAAUUUUUAUUGCGGAGGGCAACCGUGGCGAUUGAAGGGAAAUUGAGACUUGGAAUUAAAGGACUUGCUCGUACUGACUUGUGUGCUUUAUAAACUAUAACGCUAUAUUUUCCUGAAGCAAACGGACUUGAAACGGUAAUCGCUAAGUAACUGUAACUAAACCUUGACAAAAAUGUGGGAAGCAGUUCCACCUGUGGGGGCAUCCAGACAAGACAGGAAAUCCUUUGAAGUUAGUUGUGGUUUUAAUCAAAACAUGUUUUUCCAGAAAUAUUUUCCAGGAGAAACAUACGUGUCAUUAGUUAUUUUUGUUUUAUUAUCACUCUGGGUGCUCCGGAAUAAUGGUAACUGCGGCAAAUCCAUUGAAUAGCUAUAGUUUAAAUCAGGGCAUCUCUGCUUAAGGUUAUGUUCCACCGAAAACUCAACUUCAAUUUCAGAGGUGCAUACUUCUACUAUCACGAGGUAUGGACUUGAAAAGAUAAAUUCAGACAAAAUAGGCAAGAAUAACAAGAAUAUUAUUGCCUCCAAAAAUUCUCCUGGAGUAAUGAUUCGCAAAGUUUCAUGAUGAUAGGAUUACUAGGAAAAAUGGUUCAUGUAAUAUCGUACGAAAUCAGGUUUUGAGAAAACGACUCCAAAGAUAGAAGUGGUAAAUAAUCAUACUAAUUUCAUCAUACACAUGGGAUAAUUAUUCAAAAGGUGGUAUUAUCCUGAAAGCUGAAUAGUUGAGGGAUGAUUUGCUGCAGUAAACAGAAAAAGCUCAAUUUCAGUCGAACAGAACCUUAAAAAGAGAUACGUAACCAGCACACACACAACACAUCCAUUUCCAUCCUCUCAUUAUCCCUUAUUUCUUCUUUGCUGUUUCUGCUUUGUUGUUCCCGGAAGUGUUCCAACCAAUCGCUGUACGGAACAAUUGCGGUAAUGUGUGCGUUAAGGAGAAUAUCAAAAAUGCUUUACUUUUUUUGUGGGAAAUUUUCCAAGUUAUAUAUUUUCAAAGUUCAUGUCACUGUACUGGGUCUAUGUUCAUCUACCUCACUUGAGGGUUAGGAUGCUAUUUUUUUUCUCUCAUUUGACAUUUUGUUUUCUGUUUAUUACCGUAAUACUGUCAAUUCCCUGCCACUUGUAGAGGUCCGAUUUCUGUGGGAGAGUCCGCAGGCGCUUCAGUGGACCGCUCAGGUGGUUUGGCUAAAUCCUGAGGUGUGAGUCAGCUUAAAAGGGCAGUUCACCCAAAAAUGAAAUGAAAGUAUGUUUUCACUUACUAUCAGUAGUACUAUCAUCCAUCCAGAUUCUCUGAGAUGUGACAAAUUUUAUAUAGAACAUCAACAUGUAGGCCAUCAUCAGCCAGCUUUGGGCUUCAGCUGGUGAAAUUGUGCCAAAACAAUGAAUUCAAUUUAGCUCGCAAUGUUGGACUAUAAAGACAUGGACACUUUGGCCAAAAAUACUGGUGGACUUCAGUGGAAAAUUGUUGUGUACCAGCAAUUGAAGAAAUAGUUCUGUAUUAAAAUGUCCAGUUUUGAGCUUUGUUGACUUUCGAGACUAACUGUGGCAUUCACGGCUUCAUUGUUUUAAGCAAUGACAAUAAAGAUACUUGAUACAUUAUAUUUGGAAAGAGUCGUCGAGUUUUUCGAAUGUAAAUAUUCGCCGCACUGAUUACCAGGAAAAGAAUGACCCAUGGUGAACUGCACAUCACAAAUUAUUGUGAAAUCUAGAAAAUGUGUCACAUCUCAGCGAAACUGUCUGGAUGGAGAGGCAGAUUGGGACUGCCCCUUUAAGCUGGAGAGGGGUCACAGGAGAAUAUACCACUGUUUUUAAUACCACUGUUACUGUAUUUUACUGUAAUGUCCAUAUAUGGGAGUACACAUAUAUACCUUUUAUACCCACGAUUGACUUUAUUUGUGCUUAGAUAUAUUCAAUUAAAGAUCUCAAUGUUCAA